This is a messenger RNA of Megalops cyprinoides (Indo-Pacific tarpon), 925 nucleotides long. Its product is annotated as charged multivesicular body protein 6-like. The transcript is spliced from 8 exons. Bases 75 to 698 code for a protein of 207 amino acids. Gene Ontology annotation, cellular component: ESCRT III complex; multivesicular body. The record is from RefSeq and is a predicted model, not a curated record. Gene Ontology annotation, biological process: late endosome to vacuole transport via multivesicular body sorting pathway; vesicle budding from membrane. Lineage: Eukaryota; Metazoa; Chordata; Actinopteri; Elopiformes; Megalopidae.
UCCUAGGUAAUCACAAGGCUUUGCGAAUCGUCUCGACGACAGCGGCGGAGAUCGGCGGGGAUGCGGGGUUUGCGAUGGGAAACAUUUUCGGCAGGAAGAGACGCCCCACUCGAGUGACGGAGCAGGACAGAGCUGUUCUGCAACUGAAACAGCAGAGGGAUAAGCUGAAACAGUACCAGAAGAAGAUCACCGUUCAGCUGGAGAAGGAGCGGCUUCUGGCCAAACAGCUGCUCAAGGAUGGGAAGAAAGAGAAGGCCCUGCUUCUCCUUAAGAAGAAGCGUUACCAGGACCAGCUGCUGGACAAGACGGAGAACCAGAUCAGCAACCUGGAGCGCAUGGUUCAGGACAUUGAGUUUGCCCAGAUCGAGAUGAAAGUCAUCGAAGGGCUGAAGGUUGGAAACGACUGUCUGAAGAAGAUGCAUGAGGUCAUGUCUAUUGAGGAAGUGGAGAGAAUCAUGGACGAGACUCAGGAAGCCAUUGAGUACCAGAGGCAAAUCGAUGACAUGUUGGCGGGCUCCCUGACACAAGAGGACGAGGAUGCUGUGCUGGCAGAGCUGGAGGCCAUCACUCAGGGUGAGGAGGUGGAGCUCCCGGAGGUGCCCUCAGAGUCCCUGCCAGAGGUCCCAGAAGUUCCAGAGGAGGAGCCAGAGAGGGAGCGUGUGAGGAAGCAGCCGGAGAGAGAGAUGCUGGCAGCUUAGUAACACCUCCACAUCCCCACGGCAGCACUGUGCGCACUGACCUACCGCUGAUUCAGCCCGCCCCCUCACACUGUCCACCCGUCCGCCCCCCGGGCUGAUCUGGGAACAGCCGGAAACAGUCCCCUACGAACUUCACACCGGCUCCACAUACACACUUUGUAUUAACACGCAAACAUACACACACACACACGCACACACCUGCAGGCAUGUAGACAUGUACUCUCACA